AUGCUCGUGCUCGCCCUCGCUCUUCUCGCGACGCCCUCAACCGCCGCCUCUCGCCCCCGUCCGCGGCGCGGGGGGGCACUCAUCGACACGCGCAACCGCACCGACUUCAGCAUCAAGCUCGAGACCGACGCACCGUCGCUCGCCCUCGCGGCGUCUGCCUCGCGCAAACCCAACAAGGCCGCGGGGCUCCUGCUCCUCCAAUACGUUCUCGGGGGUGGGUGGGCGCUGUUAGGUGCCUGUCCGGACGUCGCCACCAUCCAUCCAGCCGUCUCCUUCCCGUUCAACCUCUCCAAGUUCAGCGGCGCCGCCUCACGCGCCGCCGCCCCGACCACCCUAAAGCCCAUCGGCGCCGCGGCCGACGCCGAGCUCGCCUCCUUUGGCGAGGUUGCCGGCGCGGUCAAGAAUGGCGACGUCUCGCUCGCCGACUCCACCGCCAACUCCGUCGGUGUCACGUGCGGCAGCGGCGGCGCCCCUGUGUGGUGCGCGGAGCCGCCGCAGCCGCUCACCGAGCUCUGCGUCUCCGAGGAUCCGAUCGAGGCCUCGGGCUUCACGAGCAACGAGACGGUCUGCACGACCGCCACGGCCCACUCCAAGGGCGAGGCCGACGAGACGGACACAAAGGCGGACUGCACGACCGCCACGGCCCACUCCAACGUCGAGAUCGGGAUCGGUAAGACCUACCCGACUACCUCCACGCUCAACAUCGGCGCCUACGCCGAGCUCGCCCCCCCCUUAUUUGACGAGACCUCCGGCGCGACGAAGAUCGGCGACCCCUCACUCGAGGAGAGCUUCACGAACGCCACGGCCCUCUCAGAGAUCGAUGCGGCCUCGCUGCUCUUUCUCCGCUCUUGUGCGGCCGUGCUGGCGCUGCUCCUCGCGGCGUGCCUUGAGCCGCCGUUGCGUGAGAAGAGGGUGGAGCGCAGCAGCCACGCAGCGAUCUCCCCUGGCGUAAACUGCGUCGACGGCCCGUGCUCGCUCACCGACGGCGGCUCGUGCGCCGCGUCGCCAAACUACCCGAACAGCUACGGCGACAGCGAGGAGUGCACCAUCAGCGGCGUGCCGCCGGUCGAGCUGGAGACGGUCGCCUUUGAUGUGGAGGCAGGCAACGGCUGCCCCUACGACUACCUCACCGUCAACGGAACGAAGUACUGCGGCACCUCGGGGCCGAGUGGCGCGGUGGCGGAGGACGGCGUCAUUAAGUGGCGAUCGGAUGACGUCGUAAUCUGCUGGGCGACCCGGCCGCCUCCACCGCCGUACCCGUCUCAAAUGGCACCCACUCCACCGCCGCCGCUUCUCCCUGGCGGCUACUUCAUCACCGGCCCGUGCUCGCUCACCGACGGCGGCUCGUGCGCCGCGUCGCCAAACUACCCGAACAGCUACGGCAACAACGAGGCGUGCACCAUCAGCGGCGUGCCGACGGUCGGGCUGGAGUUGAUCGGUUUUGAUGUGGAGGCGGGCGACGGCUGCCCCUUCGACUAUCUCACCGUCAACGGCACAAAGUACUGCGGCACCUCGGGGCCGAGUGGCGCGGUGGCGGAGGACGGCGUUAUCGAGUGGCGAUCGGAUUACAGCGUAGUCGGGUCGGGCUGGAAGGCGCGCGCCUGCGAGGCCGAGCUCCGCUCCCUGAUCACGGAGGCUGCUGCUUCGCAAGCCAACGUCUCCAUCUACCUGCCGCCCGGCGACGUCGAGAUCAUCGAGUCGGUCGUGAGGGACUGCUCGGCUACCUAUAACGGCGGCGUCGUCAGGGCGCUGCGCAGCGGUGCGGUCUCGAUAACCAGCUCGAGCGUAUCGGGCUGCUCGGCUGGCAAUCACGGUGGCGUCGUCCACGCGUACGACAGCGGUGCGGUCUCGAUAAAUGGCUCGGCCGUGUCGAGCUGCUCGGCUUAUGUCGGCGGCGUCGUCAGGGCGAUUAGCAGCGGUGCGGUCUCGAUAACCAGCUCGGACGUGUCGGGCUGCUCUGCUGACUAUGUGCGCCGCGUAGAGCUAGCCGCACUCCUGCAGCACCGCACGGCAGCGGGAUGA
Messenger RNA from Emiliania huxleyi CCMP1516, 2022 nucleotides. RefSeq lists its product as hypothetical. Gene Ontology annotation, molecular function: serine-type endopeptidase activity. The transcript is spliced from 9 exons. The record is from RefSeq and is a predicted model, not a curated record. Lineage: Eukaryota; Haptophyta; Isochrysidales; Noelaerhabdaceae. The coding region runs from base 1 to 2022 and encodes 673 amino acids.